AAAGGACUUGUACUAGGUGUUUAUGGAGAGGAAGGGAAAGAUUUUCAAUUGACCAAAGCAACAGAGCGGUUUAAUGAAACUUGCAAUGGAAAGCUAACCAACCACCUGAAAAAUUCGUAAGUACUGAGUAAACUCAAUUUUGGCGGUAUGGCCAGCGGGUCCUCUUCAUUAACCAAUACACCGAUUCGCUCCCGGCCCCUGAAGAGACAGCAUCCGUACGUCUUGAAGGGCGUGAAAAAUUCGUUCGAAGAUAAAACUAAUGACUAUUUGUGUCCCAUUUGCUUUGAAUUGAUCGAGGAAGCGCACAUUACAAAAUGCGGCCACACCUUCUGCUUUCAGUGCAUAUCAAAAAGCCUUGAAGGAAACAACCGUUGUCCAAAAUGCAACAGUAUGAUCGGUGGAAGGGAACACAUUUUUCCCAAUUUCCUUCUGAACGAGUUAAUCACCAAGUAUAAGACAAAAGUUAGAAAUCUGAAGGACUUGGUUGGUGGUAGUGAUAAAGUCAGUGAUGAUCCACUACCGCCUCUAUCGGAUAACUUACGAGGUUUUGUAGCUUCUGAGUCGCAAAAUUUAGCUCUAGCAGAUGUGAAUGUAAUUUUAGAGGUUUUAAACCAGCGUAAAAGUAUUUUAGAAGCUGAGUCAUGCGCUGUUCAAAAUAAAUUACUACAUGAAUUUCUGAAGCAUUUAUUGAAACACAAAGAAGCACAGUUAAAUCAAUUGACGAAAGAAGUAAGUUUAAUCAAGAGAGACAUCAACGAAGUGGAAAGCAUAUUAUCGACAAUAGAUGUUAAAGGUAUUGAUUUGGAACAAGGUAGUUUUGACCAAGAAGAUUUUCCUCCAUCAGAUAAGGCCAAGUCUGAUGCAGGAAUGAGCUGCGAUAGUGUGGAAAGUUUCAAUGGUAGCCAAAAAAAUAGUAAUAACUUAACUAUUGGAUCAUUAUCAAUGAGGAGAAAACGUAUGCACGCUCAUUUCAAUGAUUUUGUUCGCUGUUAUUUUAACUUAAGGGCUAAAGAACUCCUAUUCAGUAAAAAUGACAAAUCUCCAGUUCCAGAAAAAGACAAGGACAAACCACUCGGUUCCUCGGGUCCCUCCUCUGGACUGGACCAAUUUCGUGAUAACCUCGUGAAAUUUUCCAGAUUCAGUGGGCUGCGUCCUUUAGCAACCCUCAACUAUUCCAGUGAUAUUUUUAACAAUUCGACUAUAGUCUCGAGCAUUGAGUUCGACAAAGACAAUGAAUUCUUUGCGAUAGCAGGAGUUACCAAAAGAAUAAAAGUUUAUGAUUAUGGCGCAGUGAUCAGAGACAUUGUUGAUAUUCACUAUCCAUGCAUAGAGAUGCUGUCAAAUUCAAAAAUUUCUUGUCUAAGUUGGAAUUCAUACCAUAAAAAUACGUUAGCUAGCAGUGAUUACGAAGGAACAGUGACCGUAUGGGAUGUGAAUACAGGCCAACGUACACGAACGUUUCAAGAACAUGAAAAAAGGUGUUGGAGUGUUGAUUUUAAUAAAGUAAAUAUUAGGCUAAUAGCAUCUGGAUCAGAUGAUGCAAGAGUGAAAUUGUGGUCCUUGGAUGUUGACCAUUCCGUUGCAUCCCUAGAAGCCAAAGCUAAUGUAUGUUGCGUUCAAUUUAAUCCUGGGAGUUCGAAUCACCUUGCCUUCGGAUCAGCCGAUCACUGCGUUCACUACUACGACCUUAGAAAUAUGAAAGCACCCCUGGCUCUAUUUGAAGGUCAUCGGAAAGCUGUAUCCUACGUAAAAUUCUUGAACAACGAAGAUAUUGUCUCAGCCUCAACGGAUAGUCAACUUAAACUAUGGAACAUCAACACAUCCUACUGCUUACGCUCACUAGUUGGACACAUUAAUGAGAAAAAUUUCGUCGGUCUAGCAGCAAACGAGGACUACAUUGCGUGUGGCUCGGAAAAUAAUGCUUUGUAUGUUUACUAUAAGGGUUUAACCAAACAGUUGUUCAGUUUUAAGUUUGAUGCUGUACGGAGUGUUUUGGAGAAAGAUAAAAAAGAUGACGAAGCAAAUGAGUUCGUUUCUGCUGUCUGCUGGCGGCAGUUAUCGAAUGUUGUUGUCGCUGCAAAUAGUCAGGGUAUCAUCAAAAUUUUAGAGUUAGCCUGACCUAUAUAUAAUUUCACUGCAUCUCCUCUGGAUGCUAUUCCAGUCUAAGUGAAGGUCCUCUCUUUCUGUCUUCUCUCUGAAAUUACAUUUUUCCUAGACCCUGCACUUAAUGUAGAAAUCAUUUAAAAUUCUAUUGCACACUUCUUCUGCUUUUGUAAGUGACGAUGACCUAAGUGCCAAACUAUGUAUCCCUAUGAUGGUGUUUCAAAAUUCUUGCUGGUGUUUUAAUUUUUGAAGAGAAACAAGCCACCUAUAUAACUCGAAAUUUAUACCGAUCUUCUGGCAGAAGAGAAAAAAACAUCAAGGCAGUUUUCCAGAAAUUACGUCAAUUAGAUUUUUAAAGAAUAAAUGAAGUAUGACAAAAAGUCUCCGAAGUUGCAAACAGAGAUACGUGGUUUCGCAAUUUAGCCAUCUAUAUGCAGGUGCUGUACUUGCUUUUACACACGGUUUCUGUCUGCACCAUUCUACAAUUUGUUGCAACACCGAGAUGAAAAUUGCAUUCUACAGUUUUCGGGUCUAGGAAAUCACGUCCCGAGUGGUUUAGUCAGCUUUUAUUCACAAAUUUUAUGCUUGUUGCUGGAGAAAGCAUCAUUCAAAUGAAACCAGGAAAAGUAUUGUGCCAAAUAUUUUUUCCCCCCCAGAGAUCGAAGUACGCAAGUUGGUUUGAUAUCCGGAAAGCUGAUUAGCAGCAAUUUCGGUAUGAUUUUUUCAGCUUAAUUUUGUUUUGUGUUGUGCAGGGGAGGGGGAGGUUGUCCGGGUGAGGUUAUGGUUUUUCAGUAAUUUUUUAAUUUUCUUUUCCUCCCUUCAUUUUGUGACCCAUGGAGAAGGUACAUUAAACUGAUAUUGUGAUAUUAGAUUUAUUUUAUUAUUAAUUAAGCGUUUUUAAAUGAUUGAUGACUGAAGAUUGCAGUCUGCUAUCGAUCCGAGUUUUUAUUCAGUUAUUUUGGAGUGUGAGUUUUCUCCUUUUUUUCAGGCAAAAAUUUUAGGUACGCGUUUCAUUACGCACCUCCUUUUUUGGGCGAAAUUCUGAGUCAGUAUCACUUUUUUCUGACCUUUGAGUUUCUAGAACUUGACCUUCUUGUCUGGUUGUCUGGGCUUAGUAACCACCAAGGCUCAUUAAAAAUCUACAAAUUACUUUAAAAUCCAUCCUCAAAUAACUAAAUCCUUGCACAGGAUACUGGGUGAUAUUAGUUCCAUGUUGUAUAUAGAAUGAAAAGAAAAAAAUCUACUCCAAAGCAGUCUUGAAUAUUUAAUUUACCAAGAAAAUUAUAAUAUUUGUUGCUAAAUCUGCUACCAAGCACUUGCGACCACCAUAACAGUUCUGUUUUGCUACAUAUGAAUGUGUGAUAGUACUUUUAAGUUCAUCUUGCUUGCAUAAUAUCAGCAAUAAUUAGCUCUUCUGUGGUCUAUUUUCGAAGUUGUCUAAUUAAAUCCUCUAUUUCUUUAAACGUUUUGUUGCGAAGAAGAAUAAAAUUUACUGGAAGUGGUGGUAAACCUUUUCUUUAUCGCUUUUAUCAUUGUAUUUUCCAUCUGUGGUUUCCUGCUAUUAAAUAGGAACAAAUUUGAUUAUUUUGUGCCUCCUGUGGUGGAGAAUUCAUUUUUUAUUUUUAUCUCAUUCGACUGGUUUCCUUUAAUUUUUGUUGCAGCUUUAUUAUUUCCUAAUUUCAGUUUCGUAAACCUGUAAUGCGGAAUCAAAUUUCAGAAUCUAUCAAAGAAUUUUUAAGUUCAAAGAAUCUAAUAGCAAUUUAAUUUCAUGGUAUGAUCAUUUUAAACAAAGCCGUAAGUGAUAGGAUUGAAAAUUGGUUCUUUAAUGGAAAAACUGUCAUAGGAUCUGGAUUUUUUCUUUCUUUUUUUUGAAAUCCUUUAUUUUUUUCCUUUGCAUUAAGACGAACAGCAAAAAUGUAUUUCAUUUAGGGUGAAAAUUUUAAAAGAAUGUUGAAAGGUCGAUUGUGUUGACUUUCAGAAUGAACAGAUUAUUUUGUAUAUUGAGUUUAUUCCGUCUGGAUCAUUCCAUGUCAAAAACAAGAAAAAACCCAAAUUGUCAGCUUCAUAUCUUCAAUACUUCUUGGCAUGGAAUUGACAUGGAAUAACCUGUCUCUUAACUGUAUAUUUCGAUGGGCUAAGUGCGUAACCAUGUAUCCCCAUUGUAGUGUUUCAAAAUCUCUGCUUCUAUUUUAUUUUUUGGAAGAGAAACGAACCCACUUUAUAGCUUGAUAUGUAUACAGAAUAUUCUGCUAUUCCAAAAGAAAAAUUUAAAAGACGUUUUCAAGAAAUUAAGUUGACUAUUCUUAAAAAUAAAGUAUGACAGGAAUAACGUCACAAUCAGAGAUACGUACUGCUCUUUUAUCCAUCGAUUUAUGCUUUUAAGACCCUCCCAACAUUCUAUUAAAGAGACAUUCAACGUUCGACAGUCAACAUUUUAUGACGAGAACUUCAAUUCUGAAGUAACAAAAGUUCAGAACCCAGCUGUUCCCCUAGGAAUAUUUCGAAAUUAUGUUAGGAUACUGAAGACUUCAAAGAUUGAGAGAGGGAUGAAAGACUAAAGUUGGAGAUCCAACUUUGUCAACAACCAUGAGAACACGUCUGAAGUAGUUUAUUUAUUAUUUUACUACCUACAGAUUUGAUGUGUAUUGCAUUAUUAGUAAUAAUAGGCUCAUCGGCAACAGAAGUUGGAAAAUUUUUCUAUUUCCUGAGGUGUUGAGAGCGGUUGAGGUUGGCAAAGUGUUUUUGUUUAUUCGCCUGCUAAUUAGUGAUAUCGUUCAUUUGAUAACGUCCUUGGUGCUUUUGAAGUAUGGAACCCUUUUUUAAAACAUAUCGUUGUUCCUCAAACUUAUAUUUUUACAUCACUAAUACUCGGACAAGUGCUAAAAAUUAUCGGUCAGUUCUCCAUCCUUAAUAUUUGCUCUUCUAGUAUUUUACAAGAAACCAGAUUUUCGAAUUUUGUUCGAUCUGUUCGUGUGGCCUUGGAUCUUGUGAUUAGGAAGACUGAUUCAAUGUAAUCAGUAAUAAGAUAAAUUUGCAAGAAUCUGUGUCUCCCCAUUCUUUUGGCAUUUUUCAGCUGUAUUCCAAUUGUUGGCUAUUAUACUUACACUCUUGUUGAUUAGCUUUGUUGUGUGCAGAUGGUGCAUUUUAUGCCCUACUCCAUCCUGUAGAUUAUUUUGCUGCAGAAUUUUAUUCUAGCCGAUUUUUUUUUUCUUUAUCCUGUGGCUUAAGGAUUUUAAAACCUUUUAAAUUAUUACAAUGCCUUCUGUGCUAAAUGUUGAUGUUCCCCAUUAAGUCAUAGAUAUUUCUUUGCCUUGAAAGUAUGUAUUCACUGAAUUAUCUUCUCCAUUCUCAUAAUUAGAAAUACAAUAUUCAGGGUGUACAGAAAGUAAAAGUAAAGAAAAAGUGCUCGAAAAGUAAGGAUUUUAGGUAAUAAAGCGUUAAUAGACACCCUGAUUAUUGACCGUACAAUCAUGUAGGUAAUUGAUGUCUCAGUAGUAAGAGUAUUUUAGCUCAAAUAACUAGUCUAAAUCCAAUCAGACCGCAUGUCCCCAAACGUAGAAUUUGUUCCUUUACCCAAAUAUUCAUAAUUUUGCAGGAAGCAUUGAUAAUAAUUCUGGCUUCCACAAUUUUUUUGUAAAAAAAAUUCAAGGGGCAGAACAAAAAACUCAACUUGCUAGCUAAGACCGUUCAACAGAUAUCCAAUCUUCAUCACUUGUGUAGAAACUACACGAAUUUCUCCAUUCGCAGAUUCAGCUUCUGUUCAGCUCUGUGUUCAGCUGGCAGAAUCGUUUGUCUUCAGUGAGCAAUAACGACAUGAAAUUCAGUAAAAAUGUUCAAUAAAAUCCUCAAUAGCAAGGGAGAUUUUCAGUCUUGGAUACUAAGUGGUAUGGAUUUCAUUAAUCAGGAUCUUUCAAUUUAUUUGGUCAAUAAUCUUAUUGAAUUUGUCAAAGAAAUAUCUUGUAACGGAGCUAGAGAGAAAGAAAUAAAUUAUGAGAAAAUUUGUUUGAUGAUGGUAGGUAUUGUCAUGCUCUCUUCUCGCUGAAAGAGUUGGUCUAUCUUAAUGAAAAAAAAAACUUCUCAAUAUUUUAUUGUAAAUAACUGUCAAGAAUGAGUCAGUAAACAGGUUCGUUUCUUUGUUCGUGACAACACAAAAUGCUAGUUUUUAAAAAAAAAAAAACUUUUGAUUCAUUUAUGAGAGGAAUGUAAAAACUUGCUGAACCUCUGAGGAACGAAGAGGAAAGUAAAAGUAUUUUAAAUCCCAGCAUUUUUUAAUAUUUAGGAACUACCUAGCAAGCCAACUGUACUCUUAGAGUAUGAAGAUUUAUGGAAUGUUGGGAACAGUUAGGUCGUUCUAUACAUUGAUUUCAAAUUUUUUAACGUGUAUGUGCCUGUUGCUUUUGCAUACGACACUGUUUUUGAUUCUUAAUUUUCCUCCUUUUUUCCAUCAAAUCUUGAAAUCUUUGCUCCGAUCAGUAAAUGUCAAGUUCCUUUUUUCGUUCCUUAGUUUUAUCGCAGUAAUAAUAGGAAUUAUAAUUUCAUGUUCAAGAUCCGAACGAAAAUUUGUCUCAGCGCCUCCAAGCAUGUUCCAAUCAAAAUAUGAGACUGUUGCCUCUUUCUAUUUUCAGCAUAAAAUCAUAGAAAAAGAACCUGUUUACCAGCUUGUUCACUCAAUUGUAUGUUUAUUUUUGUUCAUAAAUGUUAUGUUUUUCUUGUUAAGAAAUAAAGAAUUGUAGAAAGGAA
Bemisia tabaci is the source of this 6843-nucleotide messenger RNA. RefSeq names its product E3 ubiquitin-protein ligase COP1. The record is from RefSeq and is a predicted model, not a curated record. Gene Ontology annotation, molecular function: ubiquitin protein ligase activity; manganese ion binding; metalloaminopeptidase activity. Gene Ontology annotation, cellular component: cytoplasm. NCBI's taxonomy places the organism in Eukaryota, Metazoa, Arthropoda, Insecta, Hemiptera, Aleyrodidae. Gene Ontology annotation, biological process: proteasome-mediated ubiquitin-dependent protein catabolic process.